Rhodotorula graminis WP1 is the source of this 1164-nucleotide messenger RNA. RefSeq lists its product as uncharacterized. The record is from RefSeq and is a predicted model, not a curated record. The coding region runs from base 15 to 1058 and encodes 347 amino acids. Lineage: Eukaryota; Fungi; Basidiomycota; Microbotryomycetes; Sporidiobolales; Sporidiobolaceae. The transcript has 4 exons.
GCCCGCUGUGCACCAUGUCGACCUCGUACGGUCCAGGCAGCAGCUACACCCAGUGGGACUUCAUCAAGGGCCACCUCACCGCUCGCGUCCCUGUUCCUGAGGCCAACCUCGACGGCCGGGUCGCUCUCAUCACGGGCGCAACUUCUGGACUUGGCUUCGCUGCAGCGCAGCACUUUGCUCGGCUCGACACGUCGCUUAUCAUCGUCGCCGCACGCAAUCCGGCAAAGGCCAAGACGUGCAUCGAGCAGCUGUACAAGGACGUGCCGACUUUCCGCGGCGAGGUCAAGACGGUCUCGCUCGACAUGACGAGCUUCGCCAGCGUGCGCGCCUGCGUCAAGGAGCUCGAGCAGUUUCCCCGCCUCGACUUUGCCCUCCUCAACGCCGGCAUCGCCAACAUGAAGCACGUCGAGACCGACGACGGCUGGCUCGCCGACAUCCAGGUCAACGUCCUGUCGACCGGCCUGCUCGCCCUCCUUCUUCUUCCCAAGCUCCAGGCGACCGCCAAGCUUCCGCAACCAACGAGCUCUGAGCCGGCCAACCUCAAGCCGCAGCUCCACAUCGUCGCAUCCGAGGUUCACUAUUGGGUCGCGCCGGCCACCGAGAAGCUCAUGCUCGACGCCGACCACACGCUCAAGCUCGUGUCGACGCCCGAGUUCCGCAAAAAGGUCCCGUUCAGCGAGAUCUACCAGGUCACCAAGCUGUUCGACGUCUACCUCGCGCGCAAGAUCGGCGCCCUCGACUCGGCACGAGGCGUUCAGGUCACAAGCUCGUCGCCAGGCCUGUGCAAGUCGUCGCUGCUCGACACGAUGGGCCCGAUCCUGUCUCGCAUCAACUACGCCAUCGCCUGGCGCUCCGAGUUCGGCACGCGCACGUACAUGCACGGCAUGCUCGACCCGCAGCCGCAGGGCGCGUUCGUCUUCAAGGGCAAGGCGCACCCUCCCUCGACGUUCGCCUGUUCGCCCGAUGGCGUCAAGCUCGAGAACAAGGUCUGGGAGGAGGCACGCGAGGUGUGGGAGGAGGUGGCGCCCGAGGUCAAGGAGGUCCUCGGCGGGCUGUGAGCGCCGGUUUGCGUGUUGCGAGCUUCCCCUCCCCUAGAUCUCGUCAGUGUCGUUCUCUCCGUCGUUCGUAGCAGAGCCUGAAUAGACUUCCUCGCCGUUCCCUCUC